Corylus avellana is the source of this 2325-nucleotide messenger RNA. RefSeq lists its product as uncharacterized. Gene Ontology annotation, molecular function: protein serine/threonine kinase activity; ATP binding. Gene Ontology annotation, biological process: protein phosphorylation. Lineage: Eukaryota; Viridiplantae; Streptophyta; Magnoliopsida; Fagales; Betulaceae. The record is from RefSeq and is a predicted model, not a curated record.
UCCGAGAAUGCAGGAGUGAUUGUCCUCCCCCCCUCUCUCUCUAGGGUUUCGGGGGAUCACAGUAUUUCUUCUUCUUUGGGUGCUUUGACUCCUUUGACAAUUUCAUUACGCGAUUGUGCGCCAUUGAAUUUUUUUUGGCAUUUGGGGUUGAAUGGUUUGGUGGGUUUUGGGGGAGAUUCGGUUUGUGUAUCGUGUUAUGUAGAGGGAUGGUAUAUAGUGAUUUGAGAUAGCAUUGGGCUUGAAGUGAAGGAAAUGGAUUCAGCGAGGAGUUGGCUUCAGAAGCUUCAACCGCGGGACAAGUUGAGGGCUUCGACAAAGAGGAAGGAGGGUAAUAGUGAAGGGAAGGGUGGGGAUCCGGAUGUGCAGGGCAGUGCAGAAGCGCUUUCCAAUGUCACGAAGCAGAAGGUUGCUGCUGCAAAGCAGUAUAUCGAGAACCAUUACAAGGAGCAAAUGAAGAGCCUGCAGGAGAGGAAGGAGCGACGGAAUAUACUGGAAAAGAAGUUGGCUGAUGCUGAUGUCUCCGAGGAAGAUCAAAACAACCUACUUAAAUUUUUGGAGAAGAAGGAAACUGAGUACAUGCGCCUUCAAAGGCAUAAAAUGGGUGCUGAUGAUUUUGAGUUAUUGACGAUGAUUGGAAAAGGUGCAUUUGGAGAGGUUAGAAUUUGUCGGGAGAAGACCACAGAUCAUGUAUAUGCUAUGAAAAAACUUAAGAAAUCAGAGAUGCUUCGUAGAGGCCAGGUUGAGCAUGUGAAGGCUGAAAGGAAUCUGCUUGCGGAGGUUGACAGCAAUUGCAUCGUCAAACUCUACUGUUCUUUUCAAGAUGAUGAGUUUCUUUAUCUUAUUAUGGAGUAUCUACCUGGUGGAGAUAUGAUGACUUUACUUAUGAGAAAGGAUACCUUGACUGAAGACGAAGCCAGAUUUUAUGUUGCGGAAACAGUUCUGGCUAUUGAAUCUAUCCAUAAACACAAUUACAUUCAUAGGGAUAUCAAGCCUGAUAACUUGCUACUUGAUAGACAUGGACACUUGAGACUGUCAGAUUUUGGACUAUGUAAACCAUUAGACUGUAGUACACUCCAAGAACAGGACUUUUCAAUGGCAAACAAUGCUAACGGGGCUGCACAGAAUGAUGGACGCCCUCCAGCUCCAAAACGCACACAGCAAGAGCAACUACAGCAUUGGCAAAAGAAUAGAAGAACUCUUGCUUAUUCUACUGUUGGUACACCUGACUAUAUUGCUCCAGAAGUUUUGUUGAAGAAAGGUUAUGGGUUGGAAUGUGAUUGGUGGUCACUUGGGGCUAUUAUGUAUGAAAUGCUCGUGGGUUACCCGCCUUUCUACUCUGAUGAUCCCAUGUCAACAUGUAGGAAGAUAGUAAAUUGGAGAACUCAUUUGAAGUUUCCUGAGGAAGCAAAGCUAUCUCCAGAGGCAAAAGAUCUUAUUAGUAAACUUUUGUGUAAUGUAAACCAGAGGUUAGGCUCAAAAGGCGCAAAUGAAAUAAAGGCUCAUCUGUGGUUUAAUGGUAUUGAUUGGGACAAGAUAUAUCAAAUAGAAGCUGCAUUUCUUCCUGAGGUCAAUGAUGAGUUGGACACUCAAAAUUUUGAAAAGUUCGAUGAGUCUGAUAACCAGGGUCAGGGUUCAACGAAAACUGGUCCAUGGAGAAAGAUGCUCUCGUCUAAGGACAUCAAUUUUGUGGGUUACACGUAUAAGAACUUUGAAAUUGUCAAUGAUUACCAAGUGCCUGGGAUCGCUGAGUUGAAGAAGAAACCCAACAAACCAAAGAGGCCGUCCAUCAAGUCACUUUUUGAGGUUGAGUCUGAAACAUCGGAAACAUCUGAGAUAUCCGACGUAUCUGCAGCCAGUCAACCUGUACAAGGGAGCUUUUUGAAUCUCUUGCCUCCCCAACUAGUAGUAUCUGAAAAUCAGAAUAAAUCCUCCUAACUCUGAUUUUUCUCUAUACGAGUAGCUCCAGCUCAUAAGUCCAACGCAUUUUGACUUCCAAGUAAUUAGGUGUAAUUCUUGGGUUCUGCAUUUGCUGCAUUUGAAGUCGGUGUAGCAGCAUGGAACUGAGGGUUUGUUUGAAAACUCAAGCUUUGAAGUGUGAAGAAAGUAUGCUGGUUUUGAAGCUACUAAUCAGCUUUGAGCCUCUUGGAUAAGAAUCCUGUAACUUUUUCUGUUACUAAAGAUUAAGUAAAACUGAGAAGUAAAUACUAAUUCUUUCACACUGACAUGUAUUUUUUUUUUUGUUAAUCUGUUCAAUAGUGUACAAAGUCACUGCCACUCAUUACCAUGUAUACGUUGUGUUUUUUGUUGGAUUAAAUGAUAUAAAUU